Drepanopeziza brunnea f. sp. 'multigermtubi' MB_m1 is the source of this 243-nucleotide messenger RNA. RefSeq lists its product as uncharacterized. Lineage: Eukaryota; Fungi; Ascomycota; Leotiomycetes; Helotiales; Drepanopezizaceae. The record is from RefSeq and is a predicted model, not a curated record.
AUGCAAUUCUCUCUCGUCUCUGUCUUCGCCGUCAUGGCCUCCGUUGUCGCAGCUGAGAACGCCUACGCUGGUGUUGCAUACCCCAGCGGUGCCGUUACCACCCCUUCGCCCGUCGCAUCAACCGGCGUAGGCUCCGCACCAUCUCCUACCGGGUCCCCGAUCGUAUUCAGUGGUGAUGCUUCCUUCAACGGCGUCUCUGCUUUGGGCAUGAUCGUUGCUGGUGGCUUUGCUCUUUUCUUGUAA